Molecule: messenger RNA, 23097 nt
Organism: Xyrichtys novacula (pearly razorfish)
Lineage: Eukaryota; Metazoa; Chordata; Actinopteri; Labriformes; Labridae
Source: the annotation of a GenBank genome assembly
AUGACGCGAAAACGCGUGCGCUCCGGCACCGCGCGGCUAGCAGCGGCAGCGGCAGGAAGUAUGCUGUCGAAGCGACGGUAGAGGGGGGAGAGCCAAGAACCAAAAGUCGGUGGUAGAAGAGGAGGAGGAAAAAUAAAUAAUCAUGCCUAAUCCGUGAAAGCCGCACAUUUUGCAUCUCCACGCCGUGCAUCGUUCACGCCGUGGACGCAAAGGCCGAUUGAGGGGUAAGUGUGGAGCGGUAAAACGGCAGAAAAACGAGGUUUUUCAUCAAAGGGGGCCGCGGUGUGUUUGUCGAGAUCUUUGUGUAGCUCCGGGCUAGCCUCGGGUUGCUAGGCUAGCUGGAAUGCUAAUCUGCGGGGAGGCUUUUGGUCUGCUUCGCGUGAAAAAAAUACAAAGGAGUUUUACUAACCCGUGAAUAUUUGCGUUUGUUGUGUUUGUGUGAUUUGUUUACAGUAUUGUUGUUGUGAACUUCCGUUUUAGCCGUUUCGAUCAUCGCGGGGGGGGUUGCUAACUAGCACAGGUGCUAAUGCUAGUUUUAGCUCGGCCAUGUAUCCGUCCGUCUUUUUGCACAUUUAUUGCAAUUUAGAUGAAAGCCUCCAAACAACGUGGGGACUUUUUGUUUGUAAUCACACGUUAUAUUCGUUUUUCAGGAGAGCUCACUGGCUGUAUGUGUUUGCUAGCGGGCUACAGGCUUGUUUGUGGGGCUGAAAAGGAGCUAGCCUGUUAGCAUGGGGAAAAUGGCUUGCUGCUCGAAAGCCAUUUUCCGAUGGAGAUGGGGUCUCAGUGAAAGUGGGCUGACUGUAGGUGUUGUCUCCGCUCUGCUGGGAGCAUCAUGUCGGAUUUAAACUGCAAACUCGGCAUGUUUUUCACGGCUGCUCUUCUACCGAUGCCCCGCCACCCGUCCGGCCGGGCUCGAGUGUCUCUCUCCCGGGUAAAUCGGGGAGUCGGCUCGAAGGAAAUGUCGGCGGUGGGUCGGCGGUGAAAUGCCGCUUUUGUCCCUAUAAAUUCAUGCUGGGGCUGAACCCGAGCGAGAGGAGACGGGCCAAGGUCAGGGAGCUGUGUUGCGGCUGCAGAGGCUGUUAGAGACUCAGACCUCUGUGUGAUGAUGGAAAUGAAGAGAAGAAGCAGAAAAAGAGUUUAAUGUCGGGGGUUAAAACACCGCAUGUGUGGGAAUAGACCCGAGUAAUUUGUGAACGAAGGGACCAGGUUUGAAUCCAGGCUACCUGAGCCCGCUUCAGGACCACACACGGAGAAACGCACCGACUGUUUGUGGAUAAAGCGCAGUUUAAUGAAUCAGGCACGUUUUGGAGCGCAGACUCGGUUUGUUUACAUUAUCUGCAGCUCAGAGGAAGAAAAAAAAGUUGAAGGAAAAAACAGAGAGGGUUUUGAUUGGCUGCUGCUGCAGAGAGGAACGAUUCAAAUCUGUUUGUGAAUGAGAUGCUUCAUUUGGAAAAUCUGUGUUUGAGUGCAGAUUAAUCUGCUCUUUAUUGAUCCGCAGCAGGAUUCCGUGAUGUAAUGUGAGGCAAGUGACAGAGAUGAGAUGUUAAGUAGGAUUUAAUAAUUAAAAUGACGAUUGCAUUAAAACAAAUCGGGGGGGAAAGAAAUCUGUUUUUCGUGUAAUAUUAAACCAGUGAGCAUAAAGGUAAAACAUGCAAACUUGUACAGUAAUGGAGAUGUAUUUUUUGCAUUUUAGAUACAUUUGGGUGAUUUCACCAAUAUGGUUUUACCUGCAACCUGUAAAUGUCAGUAAUAAGUCACAAGCGCCUGGCUGCAGACACAGCAGAGCUCUGUCAGUAUGUGUGCAACUGGAAAAUAAAUCUCUGCCUUGAUCUUUCCUGUUAUCAGAAAAUCAAGCAAUCUCCAGUGUGAGUCUUCGGGUCUUUUUCACAGGCUCUAAAAGUUAAAAGACUUUCAUAGUUGUGUGUUGUUAACCAAAACAUUUUCACCAGUUUGAAUAUUAUGAAGUGAUUAUUUUUUUAUAAGUACAGAUUGUGGAACAUGGCUGAUUUCAGUUAUUUUAAUAGAUUGCUAGAUGUUGGACAGUUUAAAGUGUUGUUUAUGUCGUUUUGUUUUGGAAAAAUUUGAAAAAGUCUUCAAACUUGUGAAAAGGAGAUGAACAAGUACAACAUUUACUGCUAAUAUUGCUUUAUAUCCUGAUACCAUCUGAGAUCUAAGUGGAAGUCUGAAGUAGUGAGAGAGUUUUCUACCAUUGUAUCUCUAACAUCCUUAAAUAUGUACUUUUUACUAUAAAUUUUAGAAAUCUCAAACAUGUCUGUGCUUCUUACAAUGAUGAUAAUAAUAUUUUUUGAUGUAUUAUUUUACACCUUUGGGCCUAUUGCUAAAGCUGAAAUAAUUUCUUGGUAACGGAUGAUUUUAAUCUGCUGGCAUCUAGAAAGUAAAAAAAAAAGAUUUUUAGCAAUAACAUAUUUGAUUUUUAUCAUUUGUAUCAUUAAAACACAUUCCCUGGCAUAUACUUUACCUUUUGCCCAGAAAUGCUCUGUAGUUCCAAAAUUGUAAAUAUCCUUUAAUUGUUUGUUUAUAUUGCAAUCAAGGUGUAGUGGAACUCCAAGCAAGUUCCUGCAAAUUAUAGAAUAACAGUGAAAUUUUCAUUAAGCUCCUUACACAUCAGUGCUUGUUAUUUAAUAUUUACAUGCACGUGAAAUUGAUGAUUAAAUUAGGACUGGAGUUGAGUAGACUUUUAAAACCUAAUGUUGCCUUUUGUGCAAGUUUUAACAAGAAUGUGAGUUGUAGGUUGAAGAAGAAGUGGUCUGCAGUGUUUGAUGUUUUAAUGGUGCCUUCACAUUCUUCAGUGACUCUGCUGUUUGGUUUUUCUUUGUCCGGCCUCACAUCAAACAUCUGGUCGAGCCCUGCUCCUCCUCCAUGUUUACUCUGACCACUUCUUUAUUUUCCUCCUUUUAACUCUGCUGCUCCUCACUCUGAUUCUGACUGCUCCAGUUCUCACAACAGAUACUGUAGUGAGAUAUGGCAGGUUGUUGUCUGAGUAUUUGAGAAGAUUUGAAAUAGUGGGAUUUUGUGUUUCAUUUAGUUGUUGUUUUUUCAUCUGUAACAGUUUGUUGGAAAUACCUGUGCAAAAUAAACCUAAAAUGUUUAAAUAGCGCCACAGUACAGUACAGCAAUUUCUACUUAUUCUCCAGGCCUCCAGGGAAUUGGAAGUUCUCUGAAAUCCCAGGAUAACCAGAGAGAGAUUGGUGAUUCCAGAGUUAUUUUUUAUCUUUUGACCCUCUCAGACCUGGCGGAUGUAGUUUUGGGAAUGUAAGUUUUCAGCUUGCUAGUCUUUGUCAGCGAGUGCUUGUCUGACAGAUUUGGGCUGCAAGUCCCUCUUAUACCUGAUAGUCUAAUUUCAGACAGGAAGUCCAAGUCUGGUUAUAGUCUGUUAGGAAGGAUCUGUUGAGUGUUCUUGGCUUGAAAGCCUAGUUAUUUCUUGGUUGGAUGAUUGCUGUCUGGUGGUCUCUGGCCAGUACACCUUAGUCAAGCAGGGCUACGCUUGGUAGACUCUGGACCAAGUAGCAAAGGCUUUAGAAGUUCACUGCAUGCCAAUCUCUAUCAAGUAGCUUCGGCCUGGAAGACCUUUGGUUCUCUCCUCUAUUUAUGUUAGAUUGUCUCAGUCUGGUUGUUCUUGGCAGUUGGUCUAAGUCAAGCAGUAUUUGUCAGGUAGCCUUUGUAAGGCAGACCUGGGUUGGGAGUGUCUGUCGCAUAGCCUGUUGGUCAUAGUCUGUUAGUUUCUGUACAGAGCACUCUUAUCAAGUGGUACACAGCUCGUAGGUCUUGGCCCCUCUAGUCUCGGUACCAGAACUGCAAAGUCUCGGAAGUUCUUGUUAUGGCAAGCUUCUUAAAGAUGUGCCUGUCUGAUAUCCUUGGUCAGUAAGUCUUUACAGCCUGGUAGUCCAAGUCUUGUUUUCAUCUUCGAGUGACUUGGUUCGACUGUGUCAUGUAGUAUUGGAUCUGUAAGCUAGACCUUCUUUGGGAAGGCUGUGUCUGGCAUUCUUGGUCUGGUAGUUUCAGUCAAGUAACCAUGGAUGGGGGGCCUGCUGUUUUAUCAGGUAAUCCAAGCCUGGCAGUCUUGGUCUUGUAGUUUGGUUCUAGUAGACACAGGUCAUAUAACCUUGACCCGAUAGUCUUGGGAUCAUGCAGUCUCAGCCUGUUAGUGCACAGCAUGAUAAUCUUUAUCUGGAAUCCCCUGCCUUCAAGCCAUUGUUCUAAAGUUUCUUGGCUUGGUGAUCUCAAGGUGUUCUUGUUUACAUGUCAGGUUGUCCUUGUCAAGUUGUAGACCUGGUCUAAGGGCCUCUGUAGGAUACUCUGUCUGACAUUCAGAUUCUAGUAUUCUCAUUCAGGUAAAUUAGACUUGAUAGCUUCUUGCUUGGGUAGUCUCAGAAUGCUCUACUUUUUAAAGUUGUUUUGAAGGUCCCUGGACCUUUAAGUCUUUGGCUUCCCACUUGGGAGGCACCAAAACUUCUUUUCGUCUAGUUGCUGUCAAGUCUUUUUGAUUAGAUGGUCUCUGCCAGUUGGUUCUGUCUUAGUCUGGGUGUCUGGUCCACGUUGUCUUCCUUGUCUUGGUACUGGGUCUUUGGUUGCAUGAAUCAGCUGGCUGCCGUGUACUGUCACUGCAGGAGUUCAUGGUUGUUGUUAGCACCGGCGGUUUUAUCUGUAAAGCAGAAUGUAUUUCUUGCAACAGAUGUAUUGAAUGAGAGGCUAGACAUGCUGAUGCAUAGUUCUAUUACAAAAAAACAAUUCAAUUUAAUGUCCUUAUGUGGUUUAAAAUUCAAAUAUGAAAGCUUUAUUAAUUUAUUGGUGGCCUUUUCAAGCAGAAUCUUUUAUUUUUAUACUUCUGUGAUAUGUCAUUCGGAAUAACAGCCUUUCUGAUAAGAAUAAUUAAACUCAGCAGGGGUUGCUCUUUACAAUAGCAAACAAUUAUACAAGUUCAGUUUGAAGGUAACACCUCAACUUUAAAAUCGUGUACUUUUAUUGAAAUUCAGACUAAGAAUUCAGACUAAUUAACAAGAGCGGAGCUGCUUUAUUCUGAAAACAGAACAGACUGAAUUCUGCAAAAUUAAAGCAAUUAACAUGUAUUUGUAUGAUUGUGUUUUAAGAUUUUUUAUUCAAAAUGAGGACAGUGCUCGUGUGUGACUUUCAUCUCAUUUUAAUAAUGUUCUCAUGACACCUCUUAGACCAAAUCUUAUUGAAAAAAUAGCAAAUACAACGCUACAAGGCUUUUAAAGAGGCUAAAUGUUCAAAACCAGAACAAUUGUAGAUACAUAAUAUUAACAAACUGAAAAUAAGUCUGUUUUCUUCUUCUCAUAAAAUUAAUUACUUUCUCACAUAGUUUAUUGAUUGCAGGUCUCGUCUGAUACUGUCUGUGAAUUCUACCUGCUCUUAUCUUCACCCUGCCCUCCCACCUGUCACACUGCAGCAUGUCUGUGUGUGUUCCUCCCCUUCACUCCCUCCAACCCCCUCCCCCCUUUUCUCUCCCCCGCCAAUCAAAUCCACCUCCACACCUUUAUUUUCCACUGCUCUCCUUUUUCAUCCUUCGUUUCAGACCUGAACAGGCAGCCGCCCUUCCCCCACUCCUCCCUCAGUGCUCCCUCCUCCACUCCCCUCCUUCCCCACAGCUACCCUAGUGUGCUUCUACCCUCCUCUACUGUCAGACUUUUAGUUUUUUUCUAUAAUGACAAAAAAUUUAAAAUACUCAUUUCAAAUAAAUGAAUGUGUUACGGUGCAUUGUGAAGUUAUGGUGGAAGACGUCUCAAAUAGAGGAUUUUCCCCUCUUUAUCUGUCCUGAAUUUGGUCUUUAGUCCAUCUCAAAGUCUUUUAAUAUGAUUUUAGAGCAUUUGCAGCUCCUAGAGAGGUGAAACCUGUGUGUGUAAGAAAGAGGUUUGUGCAGAUUAGCAUGGCUGCUGGCUGUAAUCUGUCACAGAUUACAGAUUAGCCCGUUAAAACUGUCACAGGUAUCGACUCACUUUAAUCACCUCUAGUCCUUAAGGAGCUAUUGAUCCCAUCCUAUACUCUGUGUGUGUGUGUGUGUGUGUGCGUGCUUGUGUAUGUGUGUGUGUGUGUGUGCUUGCAUACUUUAUUUCAGUGCUUGAGGCCCAGCAGACCUCCUCUUUGUCUAAUUAUUAGUAGACACACCUUUCAAAACAGGCUAAAAAAGUGGUUUAUUAAUGAAAUGAAAAUACAAAAUCAAACAUGAGAAAUACCUUGAUUAAAAUUAAAAGGGGCCAAAAUUACAACAUAACAAAAUAUGACAGAAAUAAGAAAGACUUCAAAUCAUAAUGAACCUGUCAAAGAUAUGAAAUAACAAAACAAGGUAGAUUUGAAAAAAAUGUCUAUGGAUCCAAUGAGAUCAGAUAAAUUGUGGUGCUCAUUUAAGUCUUACCACAGAGCCUUUCUUUGUAGUCUACACCUGCAGUGCAUACAGAUUAUAGUGUGAAAAUUAUUUGCAGAAGAUUUGUUUUCUUCGUUUUUGUUUUGUACCGUUAGAAAAAACAUCCUGUGGCUUGUGGUGCAGAUUGAACAUCACUCUGAACGUAGACAGCAAUGAAUGAUUACACCUGAGUAAGUUGAUAUGUGAUUAUUAGUUGAGUUUGCACAGUAGCGCUUCCCCUGUACUCUCCUGACUGAACACAGUGUGACAGGAGAAAGAGAAAACUUGGUUUGAAAGCAGGAAAUAGACUUGAAAAAAAUCAACAUUAUAAUACUAAUAUUACUUGUGUUCUUAAAGUUUGCAGUUUUCUUAAGCACUUAUCAAUACUGCAUUUGUUUGGUUAAAAAAUACAGUAUUUUUCAUACAACCAUUCAUGAUAUUGUUAGUUAUUCCUGCACUUACUGACCCAAGUAACAGCUGUCAGCGGCACAGUGUGUCUUUCCCCCUUUGCACACAGGCUGGUGAUGGCGGGUUACUAUGGAAACUUGAGGCCUUGUGUCUGUCUCACAAAAACUUUCUUUAAGAUCUUCAUUUUGCUGACUGACACAUACUAUGAUUUAUAGAAAAAGUUAUUGAAAAGGAUCUAAGCGGCUUCGAUUGCAACUACUAAAACUGAAGUAAUUGUAUUUAGUUGAAAAAGCAUUUGGCCACUACACUGUGUUUUUCAAGGCUACAAAUAAGUUUAUAAGCAUCAUCUUAUCAAUGAAUUAAGAUGAUGUAACUUGAGUGAUUAGCAGCUAAAUGCACAAAUAAAGGGGUCAUGUGUAAAAAAAAAAAUACAAGAGAGAAAAAAGAGUAAAUAAACGCCAGAACAUAAGUGAGCAUAAGUGUUUGCUGUUUUGGUUCUAUGCCUUGUAAGAUGUGAAUUUUUUUAAACAAGACGUAACAUGAUUGGUUUUACAGUCACAGUUUUGCUCUGAAAGAGUAAUAAAAGAAAAAGAAGAGAAGAACAUCUGCAGCCACAGAAAUAUGGGCAAAGUGUGGUGGAGGAUUAAUACUGUAUAUCAGUCAGCUAAAACAUAAAAUAUAUACUUGUUCAAGAGUUCAACAUGUGCGAGCUGCUCCCUGGGGGUGAAGUAUACAAAUGAGAACAUGUCUGAAUUGUUAUCUGUAUAACAGUCCAGUAGAGGGCACCGUAGUUGUGAUGAAGACUGGAGUCUCUCCCAGUUUAUUCUUCAUCUUUCCACCCUGUCAGCAGGUGCAGCGUCCUCCGUCAGAGCAUCACGUGAUGUCAGGAACAAACAGCAGAGAGUCAAUAUUAGACAGUCAGUAGCCUCUCUGCAACAUUAUUCACACAGACAGACUGCACACUGUCUUCUACGUCACUUCUUCUAUGACUUUAAUAAAUAGAUGAACCAGUGCAGAGCAUUUACUUCUGUUUAAUUAUUAGUCCAGACCAAAUGAACAGCUGUCAGGGAAGAAAAGUGCAUGUGAAAUUUCUUGCACUGGACUUUUAAAACAGUCAAGGUUAUUGUCUGAAGUGCCAGGCACUAGCUGCUUAAUAUCCUCAUUAUUUUUCAGUGAUGGUGCAGAAACCCGCAGUAUGAGCACUUUCACUGCUGUGAGACCAGCAGCUGUGGGUCUUUGUGGGUCUGUGACUUUUGAUGAAGCUGCUGGGUGGCAGCUGUAGGAGUUUGUUGAUCCUGUGGAGGAUUUACAGCCUGUCCUCUUUACUGUGUCAACAAAGGUGUGUCCUAAGCACCAGGUGGUGCAGGAACUACAACUACACCUUGCUCUUUGUUUUAACAGUAUGAAGAGCAAAAGAAAUUUCCUUUGUUAAGAUAAGAUGACAAGUAUUAGAAAAGUGAUUUUUUUGAUGUUUGAUAGUUAGACUUGAGGCCGUGUGAUAUGGUCAAAAAUUAUGAUGAAUUUUUCUCAACAGUCAGUAUCCAUAGUUAUCAAUACAAAUGUUAAAUCAUUUUUUUCUUCCUGAUUUAAAGGCUUAAUUUUGCUCUUAAGUGAAAGCUCCUAAAUGAAAGAAAUUCUGACAUCUCUCAUGGCAUGAGUGUACAUGUAUUUUUCAACAUUUAUUUAAUAAGGUGAUAAGUUAAUUUCAGCCAUUUUUUCCUAUUUGUUUUAAUUAUUAUUUACUUGUUGAAUCAGCAUAAUGUAUCAGCAAACGCCUGACAUUAUUGGUAUUGGCCACUGAAAAACCGAUAUUAGCCAGUCACAAAACUGAAGCUACAUUUGUAAGUCCUAUGCUUAUUUGGGACUGUCUUUUGGCUUUUGGUGUGUUCUGUCAGGCCAUAUUGUCCAUCAUGUUGGAAAAAGUUAUGGAAAAGUGGUUGUUAUUGACUGCUUUAGAUUACCCUGGUGUUCAUGAUUUCUUGAAUCUUGAUUUCUUGUGUCCAAGUUGACACUUACCAUUUACCAAACUUAGCUUACCCUUUCCUUUCUCUGUCUCCACAGUGAAACCUCAUUGGCUGCUGUGGUCCCUGCAGGCCCACCGUCUUCCAGGGUGGGCCUAGAAAGGCUGGACCGGCAGUGACGUCGCUCUAUGGCCUCCAUAGCCCCCCACAGCUGAAGAGCUAAGCCCCCCUCUCCUCCACCUCCCUAACAUCACUGUUCAUUGCUUUGUUGUGAACUGUGAUUCCCACCCGAACUGAAUUGCUUUAGAGUACUAUGGCAAUGCAUGAUAUGAGUCGUGCCAAGGGUUUCCCCUGUAAAGAUUGUGAUAUGGUUUGUCCGAGUACUCCAAGUCUUCUAGAGCAUAUGAAAGCACAUUAUCAGCAAGAAGAGACUGGUCGUUUUGAGUGUGAACAGUGUGGACGAAUUUACAAGCACGCCGCUAGCCUCGCUAAUCACAAAAAAUCUCAUGAAGUAGGAUCCUUCCAGUGUCCUGUUUGUACCCGUACCCUUCCUAACGCAGUUGCAUUAAAGAAUCACCUUCGUAUCCAUACUUUGUCUCCUAGUAGUGCGCACACGGAAGAAGAGAGCGAAGAAGUACCAGAAGAAGCGAGCCACGACGAGAGGGACUACAGUCUCGCCCAGGACCUCUCGGACGGGUUUGGGCGUUCUCAUUUGAAUAAUAGUGGUAUGGGACAUAGUGUCCUAGAAAGCCACCACUCAGACGAACACGGAAAAAAAGGUUCCCCGGAAUCUGACGACGCUUGGGACAGGCCGUUUAAGUGUGACCAGUGUGACAGAACGUAUCGGCACCACGGUAGCCUAGUGAACCACAAGAAGUGUCACCAGCAAGGAACUUUUAAGUGCUCUGUGUGUUUUAAACAAUACAGCAACCUGGCUGCCCUAAAUAGCCACGAGAGAACUCACUCGAAGUUCAAGACCCCUGGAGCAUCCAUGGUGAGCAGCAGCAGUAGCAGCAGCAGUGGCGCGCAGUCAUCCCAGAGUGACGACACUGCCUCCUGUUUCUGCCACUUAUGCCAGAUAGCGCUGCCGAAUAAAGCAGACUUCCAGGAGCACAUUCUGCUGCACAACACAGCCUCACCCUCCUUGGGACUACCACGCAGUUUCCCUGGCAUCAUGCCGCACAAUCUGAGUGCAGUUCGGUCCCCAGCAUACACCCCUGCUCUGGGGGACCCACUGCCUCUUCCACCCCUACCCAGUGAGAAACGAGGUCCCUAUGAUCCCAUAAUGGGUCCUCCAGUGAACAAUCCCAUUUACACAUGUGCAUACUGUGGCGCAGGACACCCGGAUCUGGAAACGUUAAAAGUCCACUAUCUUACUCAUGAUCCCCACCCUGCCUCCCAUAGCCAGGACAACUCCAUCCUGAACUCAGACACUCUAAGCUCUGGAUCACAGGGUUCGGUGUCCUCACCCUCAGGAGGCCGAGUGCCUCAGGCCAAUUCUCCAGAUGAUGGAGAGCGGCGCUUUAAAUGUGGAGAAUGUGGCAAAAGCUACCGACAUGCAGGGAGUCUAGUUAACCACAAACGCUGCCAUCAGACAGGCCACUACCAGUGCACCAUUUGCUGUAAGCAGUACCCUCACCUGGCAGCACUACACAGUCACCUAAGGAGCCACAAGGGACGUAGCUCAAACCAGCCUUUAAGUAAUGACAGUAAUGAUUGGCUGUCUCCAGAGCCCUUAACCCUGGACUCCCAGCAGAGUUAUGUCCAGGAAGGUAGCGGUGCAACAACUCCGAUAUCACUGCCAGGAAACCUUGGUGAUGCUGCCCAUUUUGUGCCAGAUGGCGGACACAGCAGUGGCCUGGACUCCCUGGAGUUCCAUGAUCGCUUUGACGGCAGCUCACUUUCCCAAAGUAACUCCUCUCAUCGUCAGGCUGAUAGACAUGUAUGUGCAGACUGUGGUGAGAUGUAUGGAGACGUAUCUGGUAUCAAAUCGCACAUGUGUCCCCGCCGCAGCCAGCAGCCCCAGCAGCAGGGCACCAUGUCAAACGGUUUCAUGGGGAACAUGAACUACCACAACUCGAGUGGGACGUCGCUGCCUGCCGGCAGCUCCAGUAACCUAAAAGAAGGAAGCAGCCAACGGCAGUACUCGCAGAGUGGAGGAAAGAGAAUGGGUAGUAAUGACAAAGAUGAUGAUGAUGAUGGAGAGGUGUAUCAAUGCUCGGUUUGCGGAAACCACUACGCAAGUCUCAGAGCUCUCAGGAGUCACCUGCGUAGCCAUGCCAAUAACCCAACAGGACCAGGACCUUCCAACCUGGAGCAGGAAUGGAGGAUGAUCUGCUCCACCUGUGGUCAGAGCUUCUCCAGAAAGCAGGAUCUCCUGAAUCACCAGUUAAUCCAUGGCCCUCAAAGGGGAGAUGGACAACAGGGGGGCAUUGGAGGCAGUUCCGCUAAUGGCAACAACAAAAUGGAUGGGCGCAAUCAUAUUUGUGUUGACUGUGGCAUGUUUUUCGCUGACCGGCACCACCUAAUCACCCACCUGUGCCCUGGUAAGAAUCGGGGCAAUUCAAUGAACAAGCAGGGCCUUAAUGGAGCAAAAGGGAUGUCUGGAGGAGAUGGAGUUGCUGGGGGAAGUGGUGAUGUCAGUGGAGAUGGUCGUAGACCCAUGGUUGACCAAAGUGACAAGCCACACAAAUGUGACCAAUGUGGACGAGGAUACCGACACCCCUGCUCACUCCUUAACCACAAGAAGUCUCAUAAAACUGGUGUCUUCCGUUGCUUGGUGUGCCAGAAACGCUACUACAACCUUCUGGCUCUCAAGAACCACCAAAGGACCCACUUUGAUCUGAAAAGGUAGGUUUCAAAUUCUAGACUUUGAGGUUUGCAUGCCUUGAUCAGCUUUGUUUGGCUUUACUGGAUUUUAUCAGAAUCAACCUCAGUUUUUCAGAUUCAUUUCUAAGUGCUUUCUUUACCUCUGCUCAUUCUCACUGCAGGCACAAGUGCGAAGAAUGUGGCAAAGCUUUCAAGAUCCAAAAGCAGCUGAUCAACCAUCUCCGUCUUCACGAGGAGCAUCGGGCCAAAGGGCUUGUUCGGACGGGUCCAAAUGGCGCCCGCUUCCAGCAGCCUGGUCCGUCACAGUUGCAGAGUAUGGGCGGAGAGACAUCAAAAAGCCAGGUGAUGGGUAUGAAAUACAGCCACCAAGGAUUCAAAAAGCCCUACUCUUCCGCUGGAACUUCCAGGCCUCAGAAGUUUGAUCCAGCUGAAACUGGACGGCGGCCUUUCUCCUGUGAAGAAUGUGGAAAAACGUAUCGCCAUGCGGGCAGCCUGGCUAAUCACAAGAACCUUCACAAAAUUGGGGAAUAUCACUGCAAUGUUUGCAACUCAACAUACCCCAACAGGCUGGCAAUGAAAAACCACCUACGUCUUCACUUUGCCCAGAAGAAGCACAACUGCCAAGAGUGUGGCAAAGGCUUCCGUACUCAGAGACAGCUAGCUACCCACACUACAGCAGGCCUUUGCAAGGGUCCGCAAGGCCCCGGGGCUCAGAUGGACUUUGAGUGUGAUGGCUGCUGUGAAGGCUUUUCCACGGCCGAUGAGCUAGCAGCCCAUGACUGCCCGGCCCAGCACCUGCCUUCAUCCUCCUCCACCAACAGCUCUACCAACAUCAGCAUGGAGAGAAGCUCUGUGGAUCUGGACUCUGAUGAGAGACCCUAUGCCUGUGACCUGUGUAGUUGUGCCUACAAACAUGCAAGCUCCUUGCUAAACCACAAGCACACCCACAAGACAGGCAACUUCCGGUGCAAUUUCUGUGACAAGCCCUACACCAACUACAUGGCCCUGCGCAAUCAUAUGCGUAUCCACACGCAGAGGAAGAAGCACAUCUGCCACACAUGUGGGAAGGCCUUCCGUCUGGCCAGGUUCCUCCGCAACCACCAGAAGGUCCACGAGGAGGGCGCCACCCCCUUCGGCUGCCCCACCUGCGGCAAGAGUUUCCAGGGGAGGUCCGGUCUGGCCAGGCACCGCUGCGGGGACAACCAGGUAGGCAUGGAAGUCAGGAGGAAGCCCGCUGCACCCACGGGAGAGGGAGAAGAGUGUCGGUACACGUGAGUUCUCGUCAGUUGUUUGUGAUUCUUCGAAGUUGAAAAAAAAAAUAGUGAAGAUAAAUUUAGGUCUCUACAUGUCUAUUACAGGUAUAUGAUCUCCAAUCCGGCUUCCUUGGGACCAUUCGCGUGCCGGAAUUCGGAUUUUUCUGAAGUUUGGACAAAUUGAAUUAGUGGAGAGACCAGAUAAGUCAACCCUGUUUGCUUUCAGUUAGAAUAUCUCACACACUUGAGUUUUUCAGGCUACCUACAAUCAACAUGUCAUGUUCAGAUGUUUUGUUUUUAUGCUUUGUUUUCUCAGAAAACUUUGACACAGAUAAAAGUAGUGUGUAGCAUAUUGGCAAAAUAUAACGUGUUGAUGUUGUGUGUUCCUUGCUCUUGUUAUGAUUUUGAUUGUAGUCUUUGCUUUGUUUGUGUGUGUUCUCUUCGGGUGCUAGACAUACUGGCUAAUUAUUUGACUAGAAAAUGCAGUUAUGUGAAGAGGCUUUUGCAUUGUGUUGUCUUGGCAAACUGAAAUCACAGGGAAGAUUAGGAAGUAUUUGGAGCUAGCUGCACUGCACAUGUCAAAAGGUUAAAACCCUUACUAGCCAAAGGAUUAUUUCAUUCAGCACAGCGGCUGAAUGCGGCUGCAAGCAACUACAGUUUGGCUUGGUAUCGGUCACUAAGGCAUGUCUGAUUGAUUUUCCAGCACUGCAGAUUUUACAAAUUAACCCACAGAAAGCUGUGAAUGAAGGUCUGUAAAGCAGUUCCAGAUGUGAAAGGAGCUGUUUGAAGCUUGUGUUCAUUUGUGCAGUGCAGGAAGCAGCAGAUACCUUCCAGCUCCCUACAUGAACCCCAGCUGUUUGUCCACAAUUUCUUUUCCCAUGUCCCCCUCCCCCACCCAGCAGUCCUCUCCCCACGACCUACGUAGAAAUCAGAACUUUAAAUGGUACACCACUUUGUAAUAGUCUUCUUUAAAGCUUUAAGCCGGAUUUCAGAUCAUAUACCUGUAUGUGCAACAUCUUAGAUGAUGAGUAGAUAACCAAUUCUUAAAAGUGGUAACCAGUAAUUGAGCGUACACUAAUUUGGCUAGAAAAGUGAAAACAGGAAUGACACCAUCUCCUGAUACUAAUCUCCUGUGUCCUUUCCUUCUUUCCUUGCCCCACUCCCCGUCCUCCCCUCUUGUUUUUUCUUGUUUGUCUCUGCACAGAUGUGAUCAGUGCGGUCGCUCCUACCGCCAUGCCAGCUCCCUCCUUAACCACAAGAACACCCACACUGUCGGCAUCUACCACUGCGCUGUGUGCCUCAAGACCUACUCCAACUUACUUGCCCUGAAGAACCAUCGCCGUAUCCACUCUGAGACACGGCGCCACCGUUGCCAUGACUGCGGCAAGGCCUUUCGUGUCUCCUCCCAGCUCUACAACCACAGACGUGUCCACCAGAAGCAGCGGGAGCUGACUUGCCGGUCCUGCCAGCGAGCCUUCCCCACGCAUGCCAGCUUCAGGCUCCACAUGGAGAUCACCCACGGACAGGCUCCACAGCCCCGCCAGCCCAGACCCCAGCAGCCCCGACCGGGAGGCUCCCAGGAGCUGGGCUGGGGGUCCGGCUUGGACCUCACCUUGAUGCAAGAGCAAGGACUCAACCCUAGUAGCAUGACCAAAGCCCGCAGCCGAGGGGGCACCAGUGAGGUCCUAAAGCCCCACGUCUGCAACCAGUGUGGGCGCUCGUACCGCCAUGCCAGCUCCCUGCUCAACCACAAGAACAGCCACAAGACUGGGACAUACUUCUGCAACUCUUGCCAGAAGGAGUUCCCCAACCUGAUGUCCCUGAAGAACCACCGACGGAUCCACACCGAGCCCAAACGCUACCAGUGCCCCGACUGCGGCAAGUCCUUCCGGGUGUCCACUCAGCUCAUCUGCCACCGGCGAAUCCACACCAAGGAGAAGCCGUUUUCCUGCCAGCAGUGUGACAAACGCUUCUCGUCCAAGUCCAACCUGAGGCACCAUAUGAAGGUGCACUGGAGCUCCACGGCGCCCCCUCCCAUGGCUAUGGGUGCGCCCAACUUCCUGGGUAUGCCCGGCGGCCCCUUCAUAUAAGUUAAGGGAUGAGGGAGGGGGGAUGUGGGUGAGACAUGGGGAGGGGGGAGGGGGGGCAGUCACAUGCCAAGGUUUCUGGAGGUGCCAAAACGUAGCUCUUCCUCCUGCUCACCCUCCUCUUCCUCAUGUUCAUGUGUGUGUGUGUGUUGAGUAUGUGUGACAGACAGGGCCCGUAGACUCACAGAAAGAGUGGGAGAGAGGACAUGAAACGGACGCCACACACACAUCACACACGCACACAGGACAGGACAGGACAGGACAGGAAAUGGGGGACGUGCAUACACACACACUCCUCCAGAGGCUUCAUGGCGGGCGUUGAGACAAGGCUGUGGUUGUAGAUCAGUCUGACUGACUUACACGAACUGUGCACAGACGUGUUGUGGUUUGAACUGUAUAAACUACAUGAACUGUACUACACCUGCCUUACUUCCUGCUGCAUGUCGCCUGUACUGCUCUGUGAACCUGUGGACCUUGAAGCCUCGCUCAGCUGCACAGACUGUUUUGUUGGAGUUCACUCACGCUGAUGAGUCCGGCUGUAGAGACUGUUGAUUGACAGACUGAGUGUCGGCAGAGCUGCUGUGAGGGUCCAGAUAAAGGCGUGAGGAAGUCAGCUGCUUGUUUUCCAGUAAUGAGCCAUCUUGGUCAUUAAAACCUGGAAGCUAAUUGGUCCGUUGCUGCAGUUGGUUUCCUGUCUCCCCACCCCCAUCCUGGUUUCAGAGGAGUUUUGUCUUGAUGGACUCUUCUCUCGUGGCCUUUGUCACAAUGUUUUUAAUCCAUAUUCUGACUGAGUCGGUCUCAACAAGGUUCAAACUGUUUUAUUUAUGUGUGACCAACAUGUAGUGGAUGUUCUGCUAAAGGGAGAGCGGGUUUAUUUUUCCUUUUUGUACCUUUAUGGCUUUGCAGGAGACAGAAAAGACUUCUCUGAGCUGUUAGGGCUGCAGACGGGUUAUUAAAGUCCUGUUUCAGUGUGUGCAUGUCCUGCAGCACUAUCGUGAUCUUUAUGUUCUUGUAGCUCUCAAACAUCCCUCGUUUACACACACAGAUUCAGCCACAGCAGGAGUUUAUUGAUGUGUUAAUUGUAAAAAGUUCAUUUCCAAACUCAGCUUAUUGCUAAUUUCCUGUCCAUCGUAAAGGACCUUGAGUCUCCAACCAAAGCUUGAGGCCCUCCUUCAGAGCAGCUCAUGGCCUUCAUUAAUAACUGGAUCUUGAUUAGCUUUUUUAGAGCUAAAAAACAGCAACUUAUUUAAAUUUCAGCAAGCAAGUACAUAAAAAUCACAAAUCACUCCAGAUGGUGUAAUGAAGCUGGUACCACAGCUCAGAAAAAAAGAAUACACUGAUGAAGAAUAGUGAAGCGCUUCAGAAUAAAUGAUAAUUGUUAAUGAGGGGUUAUCAAGUCGAUACAACUGCAACUGAGACGUGUUCAGACCAUAAUAAAGCAAGUUUUAAAUUUGUUGUGACUGGGAGUGCAGUCGGGUCACACCCUCUAACUCAGGUGCACUCAGUCACAUCAGAUUGGAAAACCAAACUCCAUUCACUAAAGAGGCAACUUAAGAGCUACCUGCUUGUUGUCAAGCAUGACAAAUGUUUUUCAGCAGGUUUUUAAUCUGAAAACUUCCAUUAAAUUUUUGUAAAUUUCAGUUUUCUUUGCCGAUGGCACCAGAAGGGAUGAUAUUAACAGUUUUAUUUUAACCAGUCCAAAUCGACACAAAUAGUUACAAAUAACUUUGGAAAUAUAAAGCUUUGGAAAUAAAACAGAAUUUGUGCUGUUUUUAACCAAAAAUUCCCAGGAAAAAGCCGAAGGGGUUGAUUUGACACAGACAAAGUAAAGAAAAUGACAAAUAAGACUUCAUUUUCUGGUUAAUUCCUAUAUGCUCUUUAAAAAACUCAACUUGGCAAAUUGUUCUCACUCAUGUGCUAAUUUUUUUAUGUGCAACGUAUAACGAUGCAAACGUUAAUUUAAAUCUGUUAUAGAGAGAAGAGGAGAGAGACAGUGAGGAUCUCUGUUUACUUACCGUUAAUCCCAACCCUGAGUCUGAUGACAGAGCUUUUAGUAACUAACGUCCACUAUACAUCCAAAAAAAGUAAACUGUUAAAUACGGAGAGCACAGUCUGCAGACAGACACUCCACAACACACCUCUUACGCCUCUUUUGUGUAAUAGAUGCUAACUCAGAGGAAAUAUUUCACUGUGGUGACUUUAUUUUCAGGGAAAUCUUAUUUAUUUUGCAUUUUAUCAGACUGUUAUACAUUAAAAGUGAAAUGUUGGUAGAGAUAAUUAACAUUUUCUGUACCAGCUCAAAGUGCAGGCUAAAAGUUUAAAAAAAUAUAUGCAACCCUGUUUCUCCUAAGAGUUUGGAGGCUGUAAAAAUGUUAGUAAAAGCUGAGUUUGACGGUGUACAAAUCCUUUGAAGCCUAAAUUUAACUGAAAAUAGUGCAUAGAAAAUACAUAUGAGAAAAUCUUGUUUCACAAAAAUACCUGCUCAUUUUAAAUCUGACCCAGCAACAUGUGAUAUAGAAAGUUGUUUGAGGAACAACCAAACAGGUCUCUCUCUCUAAGAGAGAAUAGUUGAACAAUUUCAGAAUUACUUUCCUGUGUGUAAAAUGUAAAAGAAUUAGUGGAAAUCAUUAUUAAUAUUACCACUAUUAUAAGAAGUUUUAGAGUACAGAUCCUAGAGAUCUGACAUUUUUUUUGUAUACCAUGGAUGCAGUAUUCUUGGCCAACAUUUUCCUCAGUAUCCAGACCCCUUUUGGCCUUAAAUGAAGCAGUUUUAAGUGAUCAGGAGUUAUUUUGUCACUGAUAUCUAAAAUGUUUGACUUUUACUGGUAUCUAUCAAAAAUCCAAAUCUGCUAUUGUAACGUUUUCCAAGUUUGGUGACUUAUUGAAUCUUUCGGUCCCAAUUUCCCACGUUUGCUACCCCGUCACUUCAGCUGUCUGUCUGUCUGUGUGUGAGAACGAGGCAUCACUCCUGAGUUCUUGGUAUCUGUAGCGUCCCGCCAAGCCCUGAUCUGUCUCAAACAUGCAGCUGGACUCGGCUGAAGGCUGAAAAAGGAGAAAGAAACCACGCUGAAAGAAAAAGCAGGAGGAGUGAAGGGAGAGAGGUGUAAAUUGAUGGUUCUGUUUGUAUCGUAUCGUAUCUGACUGUAUUCUCUGCAGAGCCUCUUUUAUAAGGAGAAAAGACGACACAUCAUUGUAGUAAUGCAUUUAUUUAUAUUAUUAUUAUUACUAUUAACACUUGUAAUGGACGGCGCUAGUCUUUAGGAUGUGUGAGUUUAGAGCUGUGUUGAUGUAACCCCUCCUUUUACCCACAAUGCCCCUGUUCUGUGGAGACGACGGACUCUCUGAGACUCUGCGAACAUUUAUGGAACUGUACACGAUGGAAAGUGUUUUUCUUGCCUUUUACCAAGUGAUGUUGUGACGGUUUUUCUCAGUCCAGCCUUCCCAUCAUCCCUCUCUGUCAUAUUUAUCACCACCAAGUUUGACCCCUCCUUCUGCCUCAGUGUCCGCCCCCCUUUUUUCCUGAUUCACAAAGUCAAACUCACAUUAAAAGGGACGACUCGUUGACGCUCCUCUUAGGGGAGUGAGUGCAUUAAGUCCUCAUCAUUUGAACCUUUUUUAUGUUACACUUUUAUGGUAACCUCUUGUAUUUAUUGGUGUUAUUUUUUCCUCAUAUUUAAUUGCGUUUUAUGACUAUUUGAAAGCCUCUGUGUGUGUUUUAAACCACAGUUUGUCAGCGUUUUCAGGAGCACUGGUGCUAGUUGAAAAAAAAAGAAAAAGUCAAAGCCGUGCAGUGACCGUCAAGUGCUGUAGGAGUCGAUGUGAUCUUGAUCUAGAACACAGAAAUAAUAACUGUACAUUCUCGACUUUAUUUUUGCAUUUUCCUCCUCCACCAUGUUUGACUUUGCUUUCUGAGUGCACACUUUCCCGCCUGCAUUUCAAGUAGAUUUAGAGAGAAGAAGAAGAAGAAAAGAUUGGUUUGGAACAACUAUAACCCUUUUUUUUUGUUUUUGAGUUCUAACAUUUUGUUUCCAUGCAUAUAUAUGUAAUGCUUACUAUACACUUUUAUAAACUAUGUUUUGAUAAUUCAUUUCUUAACAGAAAAACUUGUCCAUAUACUAUAACCCUUACUGCUGAGUACUGAAAAUAAAUAGCUGAAAACAAACCCAGCUGAGGUCAGUGUUUUCAAUCCAUCCAUCUUCCACACUUCCUUCACUUUGAGGUGGUUUUAUCAGGAUCACCUGUACCUGUUGGAUGCAGACUGAUGUAACAGAUCAACAUUUUUCAAACCCCACACUGUCAGAGAGAUGUUUAAGGGCUAAAACUGAGAUUUACAAAGCUGGACUUAAACAGAUUUCUCCUCCUGCAGCAGGUAAAACAGCAAUAUGUGCAUCAAAAUCUUUGAACACCUAAAGACAAAAACUAUCAUCACAUUUCUGCCUCCAGAUGAUACUGAACAAUCACAUCCCUGAUCCACAUUUCAUUAAAGGCAACUUUAAUGUCUUUUAAUUUGUAAUUGCUGACCAGAAAUAAAAGAGCAUUGCUGACCAAAAUAAAAGUAUAGCUUUUAACAUAUAUGAACAAAGUUUAAAAUAUUUCCACAUAUAUAAAAUACAUUAAAAGUAAUGAGCAUUUACAUUUUCCACAAGAAACUGAAAAAGAAAGGCAUGAUUUUUGAUGCUCAGGUAUUUUCUGAGGUCAGUUUAAAAAGAUAUUAGGUUCAUUAUGCAUUAGAUACUUUUAACGCAUACUAUUAAAAAAUACUAUUUAAAAAAUGGCCAUACUUCUGCUUUUCAAAAUAAAAGCCCCAUCUCUUUUUCUGUUAGGACGCCCCUGUUUUUGCUGUCAUUUUAAUUGGAAAGUAUUUUCGAUAAAUGAAGUAACCUUCAUAGGUCUUUAUUAGAGCUGAAGGUGGACUUUAGCUGUACAAAAAUGUCAUGAAUCCCACUGGCUGCAGGUAAGCGAUGUUAAUAAUUGGAUAACAUCAGGUUACAGAAAAUAUUUCUUCUGUGAUCUCUCUCUCUCUCUCUCUCUCUCCCUCUCUUUGCAGCAUCUCUGUAUCCUUCUCUCUGCUCAACUGGUGUCUGUCCAGAAAUUAAACACCUGAUUUUAUACCUCAGAGAUCUUGUAACACUAAAAGUAUUCCCUGAUAUGAAUAAAAACAGAUGUUGUAACAUAACAUUUACACUGCAUAAAUACAGCUCACAUGUUGCCAGUGUGGUUUGUGACAUUUUUUUUUUCAAGAGAGCCAAAUGAAGAGCAAUGCAAGUGACUUAAUUUUCCAAAUGACUGCUCUGGAUGUCAAUCUAACCAGGACUGGAGUUUAAGGUAGACAGACGUAAGCGGCAAAUGUUACAAACUAAAGGCCAAAACUAAAGUCUUAAAGGGAUAGUUCAGACGAUUUAAAGUUAGUUUAUGAGGUUCUUCAUGUACGGCAUGCAGCUCUGUUACUAACGACGCCACAUGAAUAUGUACUGUAUACUAGGACUGUUUUUAGCCACAGACUGAUCUUUAUUUACUGUAGAUACAGAUCACUGAGACAUAAUGCUGACUCAGCUCUGACUGUGGUUAUUCAGCAGUUAAAAAUCCAGACAAAAAGAUACAGUAAAUCACAACAAAAUAUGAUCAAAAUAUACAUAUAAUGUGCAGUCUUCUUGAAUUUUGUGUAAAUCUGAUACAUGGAAAUGAGAUAAACCACAGAAAAGUAGAGCUCUGUAUUAACUUUACCUUAUUUACCACAAUAUUCACCUCCAACUAUAAGAAAAACCGACUAUCAAUAAAUUAUCAACCUUCAGCCUGUUACGUGUAAUGUUCAUGAGAAAAACAGCUGCAUUUGUUUUAGGCAGGAAUUUCUUAUAUGUUAGAAGGAUAGACCAAAAUCAGCAGAGAUGUCUCCUUAUGUUCUAAAAAAGCAAAUAAGACUAUCAGAGGGAGUCAGAUUGUUCAAAGAAAACGGCAAAAACAACACUUUUUUACAGCUAAUACUGUGAAUGAAACAUUUGACUCUACAAAUAAACCAGAAUGAUUUAUGUACAUAUACAUACACAUACAUAAACACACACACACAGGAUAAUAUAUGAUUUCAGAAAAGACAGAGGAGACCCAGCUUUCUCCACAGCAGCUGACACAAUGUCGUAGUAGUGAUAGUUAUGGUCUAACACUGUCUUCAUUUUCUACAUCAUACUGUUGUUAUUUUGCCAAAAUUAAACCCAUUAUUGCUUUUCACCAUGAUAGUUGUUUCUGUUUUCAUCACUAUCAUUUGUUAUCAUUGUUUUAACUAAUAUCAUUAUUAUUUUUCUAUCCUUUUAGAUCAGCUUAUUUUCUUCAUAUUAUUAUAAUUAUCACUAUUUUUAAAAAUUUAAAUCUUUAUGAUUACUCUCAAUAUCAUUAUCAUUACCAUCAUCACUGGUACACUUGUUAUCAUAAAUAUCAUAGUAAUCGUUAUCGUCAUUUUACCUAUUAUUCUUAUUACCACCUUCAUUACAAGCAUCUUCACCUUUUCUUCCUCAUAUCUUUAUCUGACUGAUAGAUCAUUUUUGCUUGUUAUUCCAUUAACCUUAUUACUAUAAUUUUGAUUAUCAUCAUCAUCAUUUUCACCUCAUAAUUAUCAUUUUGACCAUUUUUUAAAUUAUCAUCAACAUUUAUAAUUUGAUCAUGACACCCUAUAUCAUUAUCAUCACCAUGACUAUAAUGUGUUCAUUAUUACACAAUUUUAAUAGUUAUUAUUAUUAUUAUUAUUAUUAUUAUUAUCACCACCACCAUGAUUAUCGUCAGUUAUAUUUUUAUAAUUUUUUUAAACUGCUUAUUUUCGUUGUCAUCAAUUUCAUAAUCACCAUUAUUUUUAUCAUUCUAAUUACUCUCGUGUCAUUGAUUUUUGCUGCAGAAUUAUGUUAAAAGUGUCAUUAUCUUUUUUAAUUUCAAGAUUUCUUUAUAACUUCUUAUAGCUUUACAUGAGCAGGAUGCUUUGUUGUCACUGUAGUUUGGUUUGUUCAGCGACUGUUGUUUUUCUGUUUUAAUAACAAUAACAUGAAAAUCUUUUUCAAUUAAAUUAAAUAAGAAUUUUGGUAAGUUUUAAAAAAAAUCACUUUCUUUUGUUGAGAACAUCUUAUUAAAAUGUGAUCACAGGAUUGUUUAUGACUCCAGGUUCUUUCAGAAUGAUCUUGUUUUGUUGAAAAAAGAAAUCUGAUCUAUAAUCGUCAGAGAUGAAAUACACUGAUUUAUUUCUGUAAACACAGUGAACAGAUUUGGUUUUCUUGUUACUGUAAAAAGCUUUUUCUAAAGAUGAUAAAUAUAUAAAGUCUUUUUUGUAAUUGUUGGAAAGACGUGACACUGGGGGUCUGACCUUAAAACUGUGACCUCUUAAUGUUGUUUGUGGGGUCACUAUUUGUGUUAUUUUUCGUUAUUUAUAUAGUUGUUUAUUUUUUUAUAUUGUUUGUUAGUAUUGGUGUCAUUUUUCAUUUUGUUGUAUGAUUAUUUUAUGAAAUUUGUGUGUUAUGAUUGUGUUGCACCCUCUCGUCCUCUCUGUAAACCUCUCUGAUUGGUUGCAAAGAGCUCAGCGAUCCCCCCAAACUAAGUGGACUUGAACUGAUGGGCUCUGGAGGUCUGCAGGUGGACGUUUGGGUUCUGGUUAAAGGGGGUCUUUAUUUUUAGACGCUGCCGUCAAUCAUGUGUCAGAUCAGCUGUGAAUCACUUCCUGCUUGUGUAACAUUCUUGCUGCCCUCCAUCUGAACUAAAUCCUGCUGUUUGUCUCCUCAGAUCUGAGCCCCGCAAGUUCGACCGGCAGCACCCGAAGCUUUGUCUGCACGCAGUGUGGGCGCUCGUACCGCCACGCCAGCUCCCUGCUCAACCAUAAGAACAGCCACAAGACUGGGACCUACUUCUGCACCUCCUGCCAGAAGGAGUUCCCCAACCUGAUGUCCUUGAAGAACCACAGGCGAAUCCACACCGAGCCCAAACGCUACCAGUGCCCUGAUUGCGGCAAGUCCUUCCGAGUGUCCACGGCGCUCGUCUGCCACCGGCGAAUCCACACCAAGGAGAAGCCGUUUUCCUGCCAGCAGUGCGAAAAACGCUUCUCAUCCAGAUCCAACUUGAGGCACCACAUGAAGGUGCACUGGAGGGGUCCGCCGUCGUCCAGAGGGAGGUCCUCCGCCUUCCUGUCCGUCUCCUCUAGAUCUUUCAUUUAG